Molecule: messenger RNA, 1758 nt
Organism: Pieris rapae (cabbage white)
Lineage: Eukaryota; Metazoa; Arthropoda; Insecta; Lepidoptera; Pieridae
Gene: Rheb
Product: GTP-binding protein Rheb homolog
Exons: 5
Coding region: 122-670 (182 amino acids)
Biological process (GO): small GTPase-mediated signal transduction
Cellular component (GO): plasma membrane
Molecular function (GO): GDP binding; GTPase activity; GTP binding
Source: RefSeq, a predicted model, not a curated record
AUACAAUAAUAUGAUUUUAAAUGAUUUUGUCAGAAUAUAACUAAUAUUUAUUUUGUAUAAAACAAAAAUAUAUCCUAUUCAAAUAUUAUUCGUGUUCAAAUUGUGAGUUAUCGUUAGUGCAAUGCCUUCAAAGCAAAGAAAAAUUGCUAUGAUGGGCUACAGAUCAGUUGGCAAAUCCUCUCUGAUUAUACAAUUUGUGGAAGGACAAUUCGUUGAUUCCUAUGAUCCCACCAUUGAGAAUACUUUCACAAAAUUCAUUCGACUUAACUCCACUGAAUAUGAAGUUAAACUGGUAGACACAGCUGGCCAAGAUGAAUAUAGUAUAUUUCCUCUUCAGUACAGUAUGGAUUUUCAUGGUUAUGUUCUGGUUUACUCAAUAACUUCAAGUAAAAGUUUUCAAAUUGUACAGAUAAUCUAUGACAAACUUUUAGAUAUGGUUGGAAAAAUUCAUGUCCCUAUUGUCUUAGUUGGAAAUAAAACAGAUCUACAUUUGGAAAGAAAAAUUAGUACAGAAGAAGGAAAACGCUUAGCUGAAAAAUGGAAUGCUGCAUUUGUUGAAACAAGUGCCAAAAGAAAUGAGUCUGUGACAGAUAUGUUUCAUGCAAUGCUCUCAGAAAUAGAGAGAUCAGAUGGUCACAUACCAGAAAAGAGUGGCUGUGUUAUUUGUUAAUGAUAACUGAAGCAAAGUAAAUGCUUAAGUAAAGUAAGUAAUUGUGAACAAAUCCAGGUGAUGUAAUAAAAAUGCAAUUGAGUUUAGCUACAAUGUGUUCAUUUAACAGUUUACUUAUAAGUUUAAGCUGUAUCCCAUAGAAGAAAAUUUGUAUAAUGUGUACAAUUGGUUAAAGUCUAAUUAAGUCGAGUAGUUCUUUGUAAUUAUUUCAAUUGCAGCAGCAGUACACAUGCAGUUCAAUAUGUCAUGUGCAUAUGUUAUAUUUUGUUUAUUUUAUAUCAGUUUAAAAUAUGAAUAACAUGACCUUUGUUUGUAAUAUAUAUUUAAAUGUAUAUCAUUACUAUAUAAAAAACUAUUUUUAAGUUAAACCUGCCAGUGAAUCUGAAUUUAGUUCAAACUUCAGGUAUUUUACAACAAAUUUAUUAUUAGAUUAAAUUUUUUAUGUAUGGAUUCUAAAGUUAUUGUACAACACAUAAUUUUAUAAGUGAAAUCAGAAACACUAUAGUUCCCGAAAUCUGAACUUAAUGCACCAAAGGCAGUGAGGUUCCAAGGUCUAAAAAUGUUGGUAACACAAACAAUUUCUAGGCAUGCCAUAUUAUGUUACUUAAGGAUUACUCUUCAAACACAUUUUAUGUACAGUCCUUAUAUUAUAAUAUUUAGACUGUAAAUAUAACUCUAAGUUUUAAUUUUGUUCAAUGUUUGAUUAAAAAUAGCAGCUAUCACUUGCAAUGUUUUUAUUCUAGCUUUAACUUAAUAGCAAGUGGCACAAAUAUCUUUGCCUUUGUGCACACAGAGCAAAAAUGUUUUUGUUUGCACAAAAUUUGAUAUGGAGCAUUUAACUUUAUUUCAUUGGACUCAACUUGGUAGAAGAGCACAUAGGAUUUAUACAGAACUAGCAGCAACUUGGAUGGGCUAUAUGCAAUUAACUUAUGAUUUUGUGCAUUUAUUUGGUUCUUAAGUAGAUAGUAAGUUCAGAUUCAAGGUUAAGUGUAUUAAUAAAAGCUGUGACCAAAUUUUGUCAAAUAUGACAAAACUGCUAUCAGCUCUAAUGUCAGUUAAACGUGGAAUAAACAUUAUGAUAUUUAAAA